This is a messenger RNA of Rhododendron vialii, 856 nucleotides long. Its product is annotated as dehydration-responsive element-binding protein 2D-like. NCBI's taxonomy places the organism in Eukaryota, Viridiplantae, Streptophyta, Magnoliopsida, Ericales, Ericaceae. Gene Ontology annotation, biological process: positive regulation of DNA-templated transcription; response to stress. Gene Ontology annotation, molecular function: DNA-binding transcription factor activity; transcription cis-regulatory region binding. The coding region runs from base 1 to 603 and encodes 200 amino acids. The record is from RefSeq and is a predicted model, not a curated record. Gene Ontology annotation, cellular component: nucleus. The transcript has a single exon.
AUGUUGAAAUCUGCAAUGGGUAUGGUAGAGAACCGGGAGGCGAAGAAAACUUCACAAGGGAGUUCAAGGAAAGGGUGCAUGAGAGGGAAGGGAGGCCCGGAGAACGCUUCAUGCACUUACAAAGGUGUACGGCAGCGCACGUGGGGGAAAUGGGUGGCCGAAAUCCGGGAGCUGAAUCGUGGGGCCCGCCUCUGGCUCGGCACAUUCGACACAUCUUGGGAAGCCGCUAGGGCUUAUGAUGCAGCAGCACGUAAACUCCAUGGGUCCCAUGCAAAGCUCAACUUUCCGGAGCUAUUCGCGACUCCUCAGUAUGCAGCCCCUCCAAUCAACCAUGUGAAGAACCCUAGCAGUAGUUCAGGUUCUGCUGAUAGCCCGUUAUUAGGACCAUCGGGAGAAUCACAGACCAACAAGGGUGUUGAGAAUGGCAUGGCAAUUGAUGGGGUUCGGGGGAAUCUGAUUGUCGACUUGCCGGAGUUCGAUGACUCGGCUAUGUGGGCGGAGGCGACCGCGUCUAUGGAUUUUCAAGCCAUGAUGGACCCGGGGAUCUUUUCCGGUGACUUCGAGGAUGGGAACGGCUGGGAAGCUAUGCAAUACCCUUUCUGAAGUUUCCGACAUACUUAGUACCAUCUGUAUGUUGCAAGUAAUACAUAAGCAUACAUAAUACGUCAAGUACAUGCAUAAUGUAAACAUGUAGAAUUUCAAAGGGUCACUUCCUGAACAUUGUGUCGCCGCCUAUGUAUCAAUCUACCCGGAAAAUUCAUAUGAAAUGCAACGUAUAUAGAAGUAGACUAGUUCUGUUAUCAAUAGAUACCACUUGAAAUGUAUGCAAAGGAUUAGUAGGUUGGAAUGGUGCCUC